AUGGUAUCCCAGAAGCAGCCCGUCUACGUCUUGGGCAUAGGCAUGACCAAAUUCAUCAAGCCCCGCGGCAAAGUCGAUUACCCAGAGCUCGGCUUCGAAGCCGGCGUAAAAGCCAUGCUCGACGCGCACAUCAACUACGACGAAGUCGACCAGGGCGUAGCAUGCUACUGCUACGGCGACAGCACCUGCGGCCAGCGCGUCUUCUACCAGUUCGGCAUGACAGGCAUCCCCGUCUACAACGUCAACAACAACUGCUCGACGGGUUCGACGGGCCUCUUCAUGGGCAGGAAUAUGAUUGCGCAUGGCGCGGCGGAUUGCGUGCUGGUCGUGGGCUUUGAGAAGAUGUUUCCCGGCAGUCUGCAGACGUUCUUUCAGGAUCGAGCGAAUCCGACGGGGACGACGAGCUUGAUGAUGAAGGAGACGAGGGGCAUUACGAAGGCGCCCGGCGCGGCGCAAAUGUUUGGGAAUGCGGGGCGAGAGCAUAUGGAAAAGUACGGCUCUAAACUCGAAGACUUCGCCGAGAUCGCGCGCAUCAACCACGCACACUCCAAGAACAACCCCUACUCGCAAUUCCAAGACGAAUACACGCUCGAGCAAGUCGUGAAAGCGCCCAUGAUCCACGAGCCCCUCACAAAGCUGCAAUGCUGUCCUACAUCGGACGGUGCCGCCGCAGCUGUUCUCGUCUCGCAAGCGUUCCUCGACAAGCGACCAGAGCUCAAGAGCCAGGCUAUACUUAUCGCAGGCCAGUGCCUCGCGACGGAUAAGCCGGCGCUAUUCAACCGCAGUGCGAUUGAGCUUGUGGGGUACAGCAUGAGUGAGCUGGCUGCGCAGAGGGCGAUGCAGGAGGCGAAUGUGAAGCCGGAUGAUGUUAAGGUGUGUGAGUUGCAUGAUUGCUUCUCCGCGAAUGAGAUGGUUACGAUUGAGGCGCUGGGGCUUGCGCCGAAGGGCAAGGCGCACGAGCUUGUCCGCAAGGGUGGCAUCACAUAUGGCGGCAAGCUCGUUAUCAACCCCAGCGGAGGUCUCAUUUCCAAGGGCCACCCGCUUGGUGCCACGGGUAUUGCUCAGUGCGCGGAACUUGUAUGGCACAUGCGAGGAUGGGCGAACAACCGCUCCGUCAAGGACACCAAAGUCGCCCUUCAGCAUAACCUGGGCCUUGGUGGUGCGGCCGUGGUCACAGUGUAUAAGCGUGCCGAUGGGAGCGCCGCGAAGGAUCUGUCGAAUGAAGAAGUAGCUAAGCUUACAGGUCUAUGGUACAAUCCCGCAGUGGUAGCUAAGGGCUUCACGAAGGAGCAGGUGGAUGCGGUGAGGAGUAAGAAUGCGCGGAGUGAGUGGGCGCUGCAGGAUACGGAGCAGAAGGUUGAGGCCAGGUUUUAG
This is a messenger RNA of Trematosphaeria pertusa, 1374 nucleotides long. Its product is annotated as non-specific lipid-transfer protein. Gene Ontology annotation, molecular function: acyltransferase activity, transferring groups other than amino-acyl groups. The transcript is spliced from 2 exons. NCBI's taxonomy places the organism in Eukaryota, Fungi, Ascomycota, Dothideomycetes, Pleosporales, Trematosphaeriaceae. The record is from RefSeq and is a predicted model, not a curated record. The coding region runs from base 1 to 1374 and encodes 457 amino acids.